GAUGUGAGUGUGGGCUGCUGCUGCUGCUGCUGCUGUCCACACAGCAUUCCUCGCAGGUGUCUCAAUAGUUAAAGCAGUACCUGCACCCUCAGUUCAUUACCGCGCCGCGGAAACACGUUUUUCAGAACACCUGUCGGGGUUUCCCUCAAUCAAGCGCGUCGAGCCCCACCUGACAGUGACGUCAUCCCAGAACCCCGCCCCGCGCUCGCUGACGCGCUGGAUACAAACAGCGUAAUGUAUUGGGUCCGGAGAGCGGAGCGUUCACAUGGUCCACACAUGUUCCGACGCCUCAUUGAAGAUGAGAAAAGAAAUCGCGGCGGUUGUGUUUUUCCUCAUGAGGCUCGUCAGGAAGAAUGACAAGCUGAAGAAGGAGGAAGUGGAGAAGCUUGCAGAGAAGCUGACCGCCAUCCUGCACGACAAGUUCAGGGGUCACUGGUACCCUGACAACCCAGACAAGGGCCAGGCCUACAGCAGGGAUGCAUUAGUGGAUGAAGCCUCUGUUAUUCUCUGCAGGUGUAUCCGAGUGAGCAGGUUCCAGAGAGGAGACCCAGAGCUGCAGAGGGCCUGUGAGGAGAGCGGGGUGCAGUACCCUGACCUGGGCCUCCCCAAGGAGCUCACUGUGUGGGUGGACCCUGGAGAGGUGUGCUGCAGGUAUGGGGAGAAGAAUCACACCUUCACCAUAGUGAGCUUCUCCCGCGGCGAGGAUGACGACAGAGAGGACAUCACUAAGAGAGUGACGAGUGCUGUUGAUAAAGUCACUUCAGAUUACCACUCUGGAUCCUCCUCGGAGGAAGAGAGCAGCCCCAAAGAACCCCACAAGCCUGCUGCUCCACCACCAUACCUCUCCCUCCAAACCAUGUGCCAGGUGCCUGACUUGAUUUACCAGCCAGUCCCACCAGUGUGGCAGCAGUACCACAGGAAGAAGCCCAGCUUGUACAAGGGGAGGGGUCUGCCUCACUUUCAGUAUGGAUACCAGCAGCAGGGGAGGCUGUGCAAAGCGUUCCAGCAGACACACUGGGUUCUGCCCCGCCCCCUGGGGGGAGGGGCCACUGCUAGGGGCGUGGUGAGCUGAAGUGCUUCUGCAGAGUAAUGAAGAAAGGGUUCUGUGAACAGUCAGGAGAAGACCACGACCUUAGACCAAACUCUUGUGAAAUUAUUUUUGUAGUAAGUUGUUUAGGAUGAUUUUUGGUAAUUAAAAAAAAAAAAAAAAACUGUUCUUGCACUUUAGAUACAUUGUAAUAGUAAUAUUAACACACACAUAUAUAUAUAUAUAUAUGAAACAUGUUUUGUUUUUGUAAGAGAUGCUAGUAAAGUGCCUGAGUAUUUUUAAUAUUGGAAAUUCUGUACUGUAUUUAUAUAAUUGUAGAAAUCAGUAUUACUCACAGAAGUUUGACAUAACUGUCUAUCACGUGUUUACAUGACCCUGAGAAGUAUGGAAAGAAUCAUUAUUUACACUAUAUUCUGAUGUUUUAUUUCUUGUGUGGACAGUUUUAAACGAUGGCAGCUUAUAUUUGUAUAGAAAAUAAAUGAAUUUGCUUAGAUGCAAAU
Molecule: messenger RNA, 1548 nt
Organism: Acipenser ruthenus (sterlet)
Lineage: Eukaryota; Metazoa; Chordata; Actinopteri; Acipenseriformes; Acipenseridae
Product: protein BTG3
Exons: 5
Coding region: 266-1072 (268 amino acids)
Biological process (GO): negative regulation of mitotic cell cycle; negative regulation of cell population proliferation
Cellular component (GO): nucleus; cytoplasm
Source: RefSeq, a predicted model, not a curated record